Molecule: messenger RNA, 5634 nt
Organism: Nilaparvata lugens (brown planthopper)
Lineage: Eukaryota; Metazoa; Arthropoda; Insecta; Hemiptera; Delphacidae
Exons: 10
Coding region: 69-3455 (1128 amino acids)
Cellular component (GO): nucleus
Source: RefSeq, a predicted model, not a curated record
UAAGUUUUAGGUUAACAAAUCAUCAUAUCAAUAAGAAAGCUGUAUUUUUAUGUUUUGCAGUUCAAGUGAUGACAAGGAAAGGCAAAAAAUUCAACUCGAAUGCUAAAAACGACAAGGCAGUAUUGUUAGAGCGUUCUUCGGGUUGCUUAAAAUGUUCCAAAAGUGUAUUUCUAAAUGAAAACUUUGAUAGGUGGUAUCGGAUUCGUAGUGAAUGCUCAUUCAGUAAUGACGAGGACUUUACGAGUUAUCUUUUGGAUAUUGUAGAAUCUAAAACCAAAUCUAAUAAUAUUGGAAAUAAUGCAUCCAAAGAUAGUAUAUCAAUAUCCAUUGACGCUAGACCGCUCAUCAAUGCAUCAGCACUUGAAUCAAAGUCGAUUGUUUCACAAAAUACGAAGAAAAAUAAUUUGAGAAUACUGAAAGUUCCCUCCCCUUCAAGUGAACAAUUGUCUGGAACUAGACCGAAAGCAGAAGAGUCUCCAGCCGAGAAAGGUGAUGAAGGAGAGAGAUCUGAUGGAAUAAGUGAUGAGGAAAAGGAGAAUGUUGGACUUGAUGAAGAUACCAAAGCUGGAAGUCCAGCUGUCGUGAAAGAUGAUAUUGGUAUCAACAGUAGACUGGAGGGAAACAGUUAUGACCCACAGUGCAAGCAAAUUGUGAUUUCGAAUUGUGCUAGUUCAACUGAGAACAGCAUUAUUCUCAAAGAGACUGAACAGAACCAAGACUUGAACAAAGUGAAAAAACACCAACAUAACAAAAACUCCAAUAAAAUAACAAAUGUUCUACCUGAAAAACAACUUGUUAUUAGUAAAAACUCUAAAAAGGAUAGGUUCAGCUCUUUGGAAAAAGGGAGGAAAGAAGAGACUGCAUCUGAUGAACGACCAACCAUCACUGGACGAGUGGAUUGGAGGAGCAACAUUGAUUCAGGUGUCCCUCACCGGGAUGCUCUCUUACCAGCUGAUGGUGUUGAUUUGAAGACAGAGCCAAGUGUCGAUGAUGACCCCACUCCAUUGGCGAUGACCAUCAAAGUGUGCGGUGAUUGUGACUCGAGACAUGCGCAGAACAGCUGUCCGCUGAGGAGUCCGCAGAGUGUAGUGGAGGAUGCGCUCAGUUGGGAACAGUAUUCGGGGGAGUCUGACACGAGUGAGGCUCGCGAGUCAGACUCGUGUGAGACUCGCGACGUGUCGUUUGCGCAUGCCUCGUUGCCCUCCUGUCUGGAGACUCGAGUCACCGAUUCGGAACACGGCUUGGGUGUGGUCACACGUCAGCCUGUCCCCGCUUUCACGCGGUUUGGCCCUCUCGUCGGUCGCCCCAUCAAGCAGAUGGAAAUUCCUGAUGACUGCUCCAUGAAACACGUUUGGGAGAUGUUGUCGGAUGAGGCGGGCACAUGCGCGUACGUGAACACAGAGGGGGGCAACUGGGUGCGUUGGCUGCGACCGGCGCCCAGCCGCGACACGCGCAACCUGGUCGCAAUGCAAAUGGCCGACAAGCUCUACUUUGUCACCACCACCCCCCUCGCCGCAGGCCAGGAGCUGCUCUACUGGACCUCCACGCAACACCACGCCGCCUGGGUCGCCAAGAAAAUCACCAAAACAAAUUGUGGAGGUUGCAAUCUGCAGUUUGCGCAUACCAUCUAUUACCACCGGCAUUGCUCUGUCUUCCAUGAUCCUAAUUUCAGUUUGACGAUCAGAAAGUACCAUUGCAAGAUAUGUGGAUUGUCAGUACUUGGAAAGGAGAACAUCAUGAAGCAUGCUGCCAAUAAUCAUGAUGGAAAGGGCGCUUAUCAAUGCCAGUUUUGCAAGAAGUUUUUCCUGAGACUGAACUAUCUGGAGAUGCAUCGAACCUACGGCUGCUCUCUGAAUCCACAUCGAACGCGGCCUCUAUGUGAUUACUGUGGGAGAAAGUUUUGUCAGCCUCAGAAACUGAAGAUCCACAUCAAAAGAAUGCAUAGUGAAAUCUCGGAAGUGUUGAAGGAGUUCCAGUGCAAGAGAUGUCUGAAGAUCCUUGGCUCGCGAGCGGCGCUGCAGCGGCACACGAAGGAGGUGCACCACAAGGCGAUGCUCUGCUCGUGCACUUGUGACAAGUGCGGCAAGCUCUUCCAGAACAAGUCCAACCUCAAAAUACACAUGCUCACUCACUCCGGCAUCAAGCCUUUCAAAUGCCAGCAGAACGGGUGUUUGGCGGCCUUCACAACGAAGCAGUGCCUGCAGCUGCACUACAAGAAGGUGCACGGCUAUGCUGACAACAAGAUGCCGACCAUCGAGCGAUCAGUUGCCUACACGUUCGACGCGUAUGCGGGGGAGAGGCAAGAUGACCAAGGCGAUCUUGACGUCACUGCCAACGCAAGCACCGAUGCCAAUAGCUGCUGCUCCAGUCCUGCUAUCGAUGAUGGAGAUAUGGACGAUCAGCAAAUUGAAAUCGAACAAGUAGACGAUUACAGGCAGUAUUCCUCGCCACAUUCGGUCGAGGAGCAGGAGGAAGAGCUAGCUGGCUACGACGAGAGGCUGGACCCAUGUGACCAAGAGAGGGACGAGUGGGUGGAGGAGGGGGUAAGGGUGGUUAGUCCAGACAACACCAGCCAGCAGCCGAGGGACGCAGACCCGGGCUUCUACAGGUUUGCUGGUGACGCAAAACCCGAGUCCUCCAACGCCAGUCUCUUAGUCGAAGCUGCUCUAGACGCAGCCGAGAAAGAUAUCGAAAUGUCGUUUAGGGGGAACAAACUGUCGCCCGACCCGUUGUUUCCUAUGCUGCACGGGAAUGUUGAGCGGAUGGAUGCACACCGAGACGUGUCCAAGGAUUACUCGAUGUGUCACCCGGGGGACCAGUACGGCUGUGCGUCGCCGGCCGCAGUGCGCGCGCAUCCAGUCAGCGGCUACAUGUUGCCCGAGCGACUGCAGCCGCACUUUGAGCUGCAUCUGUCGCCAAUCGACGCCUACCCGGAGGCGCGAGGUUACGACUCGCAACCGCGACGCCCUGACGAGUCCUACUCGAGCAGCGAUGACAACGACAACGCCGUUCAGAAUCUCAGCGUCGGCCUGAAACACAAGUCGCUGCAACUCGACCUACACACCGGCUACAAGUACGACGCACAGGAGGAGCGCAGUGACAGUUUCGAGUGUGAAGGUGUGGACAUGUCACGUGCGGGCAUUUACCAUCACGGAUUUGUCUCCCGCUACCCCCACUACUCGUACGCCGCUCACUCGGCCGACGUCCUUCGCGUUGUCAACCUCAGUCACAGCAUCGAUUUGUCCCUAGCGUCGCGUGGUGCAAACCACCAUCACAUGAUGGACGCCGGCCUCAGGGGCGUCUCUACGCCUCCGCCUCCUCCUCCGCCUCCACCACCUCCUGCCUACCAAAACUAUCCCUCUCCACCCCCUGCCGCUCCAUACCUUGCUACUGGUUCAGCUAGAGUUACUCAUUCGCCAAAUAUUUCCAUGUAUCAUCAUUUCUCAAGCUACUAGAUGCUGUUCAUUGAGUUGGAUGCUUAAAUACAUAAUUAUGAGACUUCUAUCUAUCCCUAGAUUGAUAGAUAUAUCUAAUUAAUUUUUAUAGAAAUCACUAGUACAUUGUCUAUACUUUUUUAUUUAAACACCACUAGUUUUAGCUCUCAUGUCAUUUUCAAGUGUCGAAAUAUUUUUGCUGAAACUAGUACUUAGUGUUUAAAUAAAAAAGUAUAUAGAGGGUACUUCUAGUGAUUUCUAUGAUAAUUUAACAGUUCGCGUAUCCCUAUCAAAAUACUCUAUCCAUAUCUAUAUUGAUAGGCGUAGAUCCCCACUAUGAGAGUACAUAGUACUUCUAUGCGAGUAUAGAUAUAUCCAUAUUGAUAGGGAUAGAUUCACCACUACGAGAGAGUACAUAGUUCUUCUAUGUGAGUACUUGGAUUCCAAUCUACACCUCAACUCUCCAUACUAUAAGACUACUAUCUAUGAGAGUUCAUAGAAGAAUGCACAUUGUAUUCCUAUGAGAGUAUUAUAGAGUACAUGGAUUCUUAUCUCCACUUGUCAACUGCUUUGGAUAGAUCAACUCGUUCACCAAAUAUUUCUAAGUAUUAUCAUUUAUCAAGCUACUAGUCACUUUUCCAUUGAGUUUGAUCCAUAGAGAUGUGUUUGUCAAUAAUGUAAAUAAGAGAUGAGCAAAUUUGGAGAAAGCAGCUGGAAGGAAAGAUAUCCUUACUGCCGUGAACGAACGCAUUUCACGCCAGUCGCAAGCGCUCUUAGCCUUCAACUUCCCAAUAAUUCGUGUUGUGGUAGUAGUAAAGUUCAACUGCAAUAUCUUCAAUAAAAACUUUUAAUCAAAUCAAAAUAUGUAUGAAUUUAUACAAAUCUUUUUCAAUUUAGAAAACAAUAUCUAAAACUAUAUUUGGGAUUGUAUUUCUUAUUGCACGUUUUUAUAUAAUCUGAGCCGGCCAAUAACGAUACUGCAUGUCUGUCAAAAAUGUCUGUAGGCUACAGACUUAUAUAACUGCCGUAAAACAGCUGAUCUUAGCUUGAAGCCUUUUGCCGAAGACAUAAAAAGUCUGUACAGACAUGUUUGAAAGACAUGCAGUAUCGUUAGUGGCCACCCUUACAAACUCACAUUAGAUCAUAUUUAAUGUCAAUUUUUAAUAAUGUUAGGUCUGGAAAGGGCAAAACUGUUAGUCAUACAAGUAUUAAAAAGUUGCAAAGUUGUUAUUUUACACUUUACGUGCAUCAAGAGAUUUUUUAUGAGAUUUAGUCCAUCACUAGACCAUGUUGGUUAUUGACUAGUUUCUUCAUCGUUGUAUGUACAACAAUUAGUCAAUACCGAAAUGUGUUUAAUAAACGUUUAAUUUAAGAUCUGAAACCAGUCAAGGAGGGAGUGGGCUCAGACUGACCAAUGGAGGAGCAUGGUCUCCAAUCUGUUCCACUGUCAAAUUACUCAUCAACAUGAGAUGCACAAAAAAAUUAACAUUAACUUUUAACACGUCACUAACUUCAUGUUACAUUUUCUGGAAGGUCAAAAUGACAGAAAAGUUUCAUUCCCAAGUUAUGCAGGGACGGCUGAGGUACCUAUUUUGUUCGUGAUUGUUAACUAUGCUAAAACCAUCAAAUUGAAAAUAAGCAAUAUUUGAAAAGUAGAUUAGAUUUUAAGCUGUAUGUAUAAAAUCAUGGACAUUUAGGCAUGUUUGGAUUGAUUCUAUUUCUAACCUCGGUCGUCUUCUGUAUACAGUUGACAAAACUUUAUAACUUACAUCAUUUAAAAGAUUGUAGCUGACAUUAGUUUUCAUGUAUAAUAGAAUAUUAAUACUCAUACUAAUGAAUGUAUAACUGAAUUCGAUACAGCAUUUCCAACGAAACAGUAAUUUUCAAUUAGUUAUUUCACUGGAUGAUUUCUAUAAUAAAUACAAUUUUAAUAUCUUAGCAUCUUUUUUAUUUCUAAGAAAUAACAUGUUUAAGAUUUCAACAUCUUUUUACUUGAUAAUUUUGCAUGUAUUUGAUUCGAAAAUCUUGACUGCUAUAGUAUCAAUUUUGAUUAAAGUUUUCGAGUUUCUUUUGAAGAAAUUACAAAUAGUGUAGGCCUACAUGAUACGGUAUUGUAGUAUCAUCUGUCACGCCAUGCUUUGUAAUUAUCUUUUCAAUCAUUGUUACCCUUUUUCUGUUUGAAUAAACUUUCAAUAGCCUA